Lates calcarifer (barramundi perch) is the source of this 2238-nucleotide messenger RNA. It is a transcript of the gene mus81, whose product is annotated as MUS81 structure-specific endonuclease subunit. The coding region runs from base 109 to 1977 and encodes 622 amino acids. Lineage: Eukaryota; Metazoa; Chordata; Actinopteri; Centropomidae. Gene Ontology annotation, cellular component: Holliday junction resolvase complex; nucleus. The transcript is spliced from 17 exons. Gene Ontology annotation, molecular function: DNA binding; 3'-flap endonuclease activity; crossover junction DNA endonuclease activity. The record is from RefSeq and is a predicted model, not a curated record. Gene Ontology annotation, biological process: mitotic intra-S DNA damage checkpoint signaling; resolution of meiotic recombination intermediates; DNA catabolic process.
ACAUCUCACUUCUUUACUUCCGGUCAUGUGACCGGUGUCAACAAGGAAGUGCGCCGUGACUUUGAAUACAAGGCGCGAGCAGCUGCUGCAGCUUCACAAUUAAAAGGGAUGCCAGGUUCGGAGCCGGUCCGGCUGGGUCGGAAACGCGCCCUGCCCCCCUGUCCGAACCCGCUGUUCCUGAAGUGGCUCACCGAGCUCCGGGACGAGGCGAGAGAGAAGGGACUGAAGAUCCAGUACGUCUACCAGAAGGCCAUCAGCUCUCUGAAUAAAUAUCCACUCCCGCUACAAAACGCCAAAGAGGCGAAGAUCCUCCAAAACUUCGGAGACGGCAUCUGUAAAAUACUGGAUGAAAAACUCCAACGACACCUGAGGGAGAACGGUCCAGACGCUCCCAUUCAUUCCCUCAAUAAAGGAGCGCCCCCUCCUGGCAGACCAGACAACAACAGCCUGGCUCCCUCCAGAAAGAAGAAUGCUGCAGCAGAUCAAGGGACGGAUAAAGGAGGAGGAGGAGGAGGAGGAGGAGGAGGAGGGGAGAGGAGGAAGAAGAAGAGGGAGUAUGUUCCUCAGAAGAGGUCUGGAGGUUACGCUGUUCUGCUCACCCUUUACCGACAAUCACAGAUCCCAGGCAGCAAAGGUUAUAUGUUUAAGAUGGAACUACAAACUGAAGCCCAGCUUCUCAGUGAGAAAUCUUUUAGUGUGCCAGAUCUGGGCAGUAAAUACACGGCCUGGUCGUCAGUCAGCACUCUGAUCCAGAAGAACCUGGUGAUAAAGACCCACAAUCCUGCAAGGUAUUCUCUGACAGAGCAGGGUCUGGCUUUGGCUGAGCGGCUGGAGUCGGCAGAACAAGGGACUAAAGGCAACACCGAGGAGGGAGGAGUGGAGGUUAGGAGCGAAGGAGAGGAGGUGGAGGAGGAAGAGGAGGGCGGCCCCGGGGUCGUGGAUCUUACUGGUAGCGAUGAAGACGUAGAAGAAGAAGAGAAGCAGGAGGACAGAGCACAACGUACGAAGAGGCCGGGGAGUGAUGUGGACGGGACGGAGUCAGAUUCACAGACGACAAGCAGAAAGACGAACGGAGGAUGUCUCCUGCCUGGAACCUAUGAAAUUAUUCUCUGUGUGGACUUCAUUGAAACCACAGGCGGCAGCCAGCACCGCAAACAGGAGCUGGUCAAAGAGCUUCAGAGAAAUGGAGUCAACUUCGACGUCAGGAAACUAAACGUCGGAGACUUCCUGUGGGUGGCUCGGGAAAAGGUCGCACCUGUUCCAGGUCAGUUGCGAGCGCCCGUCGCCCGGGAGCUGGUCCUCGAUUACAUCAUCGAGAGGAAGAGGAUGGACGACCUGUGUGGGAGCAUCAUCGACGGACGCUUCAGGGAACAGAAGUUCCGACUGAAGAGGUGUGGUCUGCGUCGGCCCGUCUAUCUGGUGGAGGAGUGUGGGACGGCUGCAUCACACCUGAGUCUACCUGAGACUACACUGCAGCAGGCCAUAGUCAACACACAGGUGGUUGACGGCUUCUUUGUGAAGAGAGUCCAGGAUGUGAGGGAGUCUGCAGCGUACCUCACCGUCAUGACUCGAUACCUGACUAAACUCUACCAGAACCGUGCGCUGCUCUGUCGCUCCAGAGAGCUGGAGGGUGACGAAGGCAGCGGCGAGGAGGAGCGAGGGAAUCCUUCCUGCUCGCUCAUUUCUUUUGCAGAGUUCAACCACGGGGCGGUCAAAAACAAGUGUCAGACAGUGAGAGAAGUCUUCGCCAGGCAGUUGAUGCAGAUUAGUGGUUUGUCUGGAGACAAAGCAGCAGCCAUACUGGAGCAAUACAGCACUCCACACAGUCUCCUCAGCGCCUAUGAACAGUGUAGAAGUGAAGCAGAGAAAGAGAAGCUCCUCUCUUCCAUCCGAUACGGGAAACUCAAAAGAAACCUGGGUCCAGCUCUGAGCAGAACAGUUUACCAGCUGUACUGUACACCAGGAGCUCUGACAUGAAUUCACACAGUCACAGACGAACUCUUUGAUCCCCUCAUUCAGAUAUUUCCUCUCUCAAAGAUGGACGCCUCAUAAUGUGAUCACACUCAGUCAUUAACUUCCAGCUCCUCCUCCUUUGAGGACUGUUAUCUAUGUGUUUAUGUCAAAGUAAAGAUGCUGCUAUGUUUUAACUACUUUAAAAUAUUCCCACUGAAAACUUGUAUGAAGAGAUUUCAUCACUGUAGCCUGAUACUGUGUCAAUAAAGUUUAUUUUGAAUAAUA